AUGGAUGGAUUCUGUGCGAGCUGUAGAUCGAGAAGUUUGGGCAGAGCUAUGUUUAGAAGCGACACCGCUGACGAGCUUCGGCGAAGAAAAAACUUCGGAGAUGGAGAUGCUCACGUCAACGAUACGGAAGACACUCUACCUGGAAUCAAUGUGGCUUUUCAUGAAUUCGUCGAGAUAACUGUCGAAGUCAUUCGACAAGAACUCAUGCUCGAAAUGCAAGUCCAGCAAAAGACAACCUGGAGGAGUUAG
Necator americanus (New World hookworm) is the source of this 249-nucleotide messenger RNA. RefSeq lists its product as uncharacterized. NCBI's taxonomy places the organism in Eukaryota, Metazoa, Nematoda, Chromadorea, Rhabditida, Ancylostomatidae. The transcript has 2 exons. The record is from RefSeq and is a predicted model, not a curated record. Bases 1 to 249 code for a protein of 82 amino acids.